GGGGCGCCAUCUGUUCAGGUCUUAAUGCCAGCGCUGUCUCCUACUAUGGAGGAAGGAAACAUUGUGAAGUGGUUGAAGAAGGAAGGUGAGGUGGUGAAUACAGGAGAUGCUCUGUGCGAGAUUGAGACUGACAAGGCCGUGGUCACGAUGGAGUCCAAUGAUGAUGGCAUAUUAGCCAAAAUAAUGGUUGAAGAAGGCAGCAAAAAUGUGAGACUGGGAUCUUUAAUUGCACUUUUUGUGGAGGAAGGGCAGGACUGGAAACAGGUUGACGUUCCAACCGUUCAGAGUCCACCAUCACCAAGUUCGCUCCCUGUGGCAGCCGAGGCAACCCCGACCCAGUGAAGGCUCUUGUCCAGCCUGCCAAACUUGGAUUCCGUAUAAGUCCAGCGGCUCGACACAUAUUGGAUACACAUGGGGUGGACCCAAAAAGUGUGGUUGCGUCUGGCCCCCGUGGGAUAAUCACAAAAGAAGAUGCUCUUCGGGCCGUGUCGCAGAAAAAGGACGUUGGGGAGAAAGUUGCACAGCCAGUUCAGGCCACACAAGCAGAAAAGAUGGCACCAGUAACUACAUCACAGCCGUUAGUAUCUUCACCGCCAGCUUUUCCACGUCCACCUGACCCACCAAUGUCUUAUCCUGGGAUGCCGUCUGCAGCGGCAACAUUUUCUGAAAUACCAACCAGCAACAUCCGAAAGGUUAUCGCCAAAAGGUUAACGGAAUCUAAAACCACCAUCCCUCAUGCCUAUGCCAGCACAGACUGCGACCUUGGAGCGGUUCUCAAGCUGAGGAAGGAACUGGCUAAAGAUAAUAUAAAAGUCUCCGUAAAUGAUUUUAUCAUCAAAGCCACAGCUUCAACCCUCAAACAACUGCCUGAGGUGAAUGUCACAUGGAAUGGAGAAGGCCCCAGCAAGUUGGAGUCCAUUGACAUCUCCAUCGCCGUGGCAACCGACCGAGGCCUAAUCACUCCUAUAAUAAGACAAGUCAGCAACAAGGGAAUUCAAGAAAUUGCAGAGACUGCAAAGAUUUUGGCACAGAAAGCAAGAAGUGGAAAACUGUUACCAGAAGAGUAUCAAGGAGGCUCAUUCAGUAUCUCCAAUCUUGGCAUGUUUGGGAUUACUGGAUUCAGCGCAGUAAUAAACCCUCCACAGUCCUGCAUCCUGGCGGUUGGACGCUCCCGAACUGAGCUUGCCAUGGCAGAAGAUGAUGAAGGCAAGCCCCAAAUCUGUCAGAAAGAGUUGAUGAGCGUUACGCUGUCUAGUGAUGGUCGCCUGGUGGACGAUGAAUUGGCGUCUAUGUUCCUGGAUCGGUUCCGAGCCAACUUGGAGAACCCAAUCAGAUGUGCCCUAGUGUGA
Messenger RNA from Staurois parvus, 1349 nucleotides. Lineage: Eukaryota; Metazoa; Chordata; Amphibia; Anura; Ranidae. The record is from the annotation of a GenBank genome assembly.